GUAACACAGACUUUAAAAUCUAUGACUCCAUGAUUUGUAAGUCUCUGUGGUCUAUGGUCACAGAAGCAUGUGCUCCGUAACCAAGAUUAAACCUGCAGCAAUAGUAAAGGUGGAAAAUACCAACUGCAUAUUUGCUGGCCGCUGCAUCACGGGCGGAAGCCAUUAAAUUUGAUCACGAACUAAUAUACACGUCCUUGAUGUGAUGGCGAAGUCACUGGCAGGAAAGGUCUGUAUAGUUACAGGAGCUAGCAGAGGUAUUGGAAAAGGCAUAGCUCUUCAGCUUGGAACUGCUGGAGCAACUGUAUACAUUACAGGCCGAACUUUAAAAAAAAAAGAUGAUGAUCCUGUUGGAGGAUCUCUGGAAGAGACAGCUGAUGAGGUGAAGGCCAGGGGAGGGAAAUGCAUUCCUAUACAGUGUGACCACAGCAAAGAUGAGGAUAUAAAAAAUCUGUUUGACAGAGUCUCUCAGGAGCAGAAUGGGCAGCUUGAUGUACUAGUCAACAAUGCCUAUAGUGGAGUACAGAUCCUUGCUGAAAAUUUUGGUACACCUUUCUGGGAGCUGGAUGCUGACUUCUGGGAUGAAAUAAAUAACGUUGGAUUAAGGAACCAUUACAUCUGCGGUGUCUUUGCAGCACGCCUAAUGGUUCCUCGCAAACAAGGUCUCAUAAUAAAUGUGUCAUCUGCAGGAGGCUUGUCAUAUCUGUUUAAUGUGGCCUAUGGUAUUGGAAAAGAAGCAUGUGAUCGCAUGGCUGUUGACUGUGCUAAGGAGCUUCGAAAACACAAUGUGGCUUUUGUCAGCUUGUGGCCAGGAGUAGUACAAACGGAGAUGAUAAACCAUUUCCUAAAAUCAAAAACCUACGAGAACAACAGAGAAGUAACACUGCUGAAAAAGGCUAUAGAGAAUGGUGAGACUCCAGAAUAUACAGGAAUUUGCGUGGCCAGAUUAGCAGCAGAUCCUGAUAUAAUGAAAAAGACAGGACGCAUCCUGAUAGCAGCUGAUCUUGGAAGAGAAUAUGGGUUUACCGAUGUGACUGGUCAGCAGACUCAUUCAUUGAGAGAGCUUGGCUAUAUCCUGUCAUUUCUGACAGGCAACGCCAUCUUUUUAAAGUGGAUUCCAAGCUUUCUCAGGAUUCCUUACUGGAUUCUUUCCCUCCAGGGGAACAAAUUUUAAAUUUUACAGAAUAAAUGAAGCUAUUUUCAGCCCAAAAAGGAUCAGUUCUUGGUGUAAAUAAAGGAUACAGAUUAUAUCUUUUAUGGUUUUUUUUCAAAACGUUUUUAUUUAUUUUUUAAUAAUGUCUCAUUGCAUUACUGUUAUUCAUCACUAAAUUCAAGAUAAUCUUUAAAAAAACAAAAAGAAAAUAAGUUCUUUCCUACUUCCCUUUUGAGGAUUUUUGCAUUAAUCAUGUUGUGGAGGUAUGAUGGCAAAAUUGAUAAACAUUGUAAUAUUUCUUAUCUAGUCACUAGGAAUGUAGUCAUUAGGAAUCUAGUCACAGAAUCUAGCACACUCCUAGUUGUUGCAGUUGUAUUAGUAUUCAAAAACCCCACCUCUGAAUAUGUUUGGUGAUAAAAUCAUCAGAAUGUUCCUGUGUCCAAAAGAACUAAAGGACUAUCAAUGAUAAUAUAAUAACCAGCAGGCAGUCAAAAAAGAAAGGCCUCAUGCUGUUAUAGCGUUUUUGUGGAAGCUAUGACCCAAGCAUUCCACAUAUUGUCAGAAAGCAUUUACUUCUUUCUCCAUGUGAUAUAUAUAUAUAUAUGAACAGCAGGACUAUUAUUUGUUCCAUAUCCUGAUUGAGCUCAUAAAUCAUCCCUAAACUUUCCCCAUCUAGAUCUGCUUGAAAGGAAAUGUGCAUGACGAAAAUGAAUGUGCCUGUGGGAUGUUUCAUUACCAAAUUAAUGGACCCUGGAAGUAACCUCUAGUGGAAGUGCUUUUGUGUAUGCCUCUCAUCAUCUUCCACGGGCUCACGAUUAUUGCGGUUAUUACUUUGAUCAUUACUAGCCCAAAUGGGAUGCAUAGCAAAACAGGAAGAUUCAUGGUGAAUGCAAACAUUCGCAUCUGUCACACCAGUAACAUGGGCAUCAUGAGGACCAGCGGUGGGUCUUUCCACAGGAACAGCAGUCAACUGCAAACCCAUUGUUUUCCCACAAGUCUGGCAUGUGUUAAUACUGCAGACUUGAGAGCACUGUAGUAUGUUUGCUGCCACAUAUCCAGAGUGAGGCAGAAGACAACUCAUAGAAGGUGAAUGAACAUCUAGCGCCUGUUCCCCACUUUCACUUUCAUGAGGUAAAACCUGUACCUCAAAGUCUCCAUUAAGGUCAUCACCAUCUUCAAUCCUCACAGUGAAAGUGAGAUAUUCCAACUUUAUUCUGCAGCUGUCACUGAUUUCCACUCGUUGAUGCUGGUUCAAUGAGACUGAGUUCCCAUUUUCAUAAACUUGAACUUUUUUGGAUGUGUCCUUCUUCUUAAUAUACCAAUGUGGUCUGCAUGCUCUUUCCAACUGACACCAGAGCUCUACAAAGGAUCUUGGCAUGUCUGCUGCAUUCAGAAGAAUGUCAGCAGAAUGACUUCUUUCAAUGAGAAUGGAUUCACCUGGAUGUUUAUGUAGUUUUUGUUGCGGAAACUUAUCAGACAAUUGCUUGGGUGUUUUAUCUUGUGCAUAGCAUAGUGUUAAACAGUGUGGAGUUGCUAUAGUAUCGGCAUCCAGAGGAACUGUAUGAGCUUCAUCUCCAGAUUCCACAGUUGAUGCAUUCACAUCUACUGUAUCUGUAAUAGGACAAAGUUUCUUUUAUUGUCUAGCAGCAACUUUUAUCUCCCACUUCUCCACAUAGUUCCUUUCCUUUCUCACCUUACCCCCAACAUUAUUCUUCUCUGUCAGUUCACGGGAUAUCAUCCAGGCACAUCUCGUGAGUCGAACAUCUGACUCCCUGAAGUAGUUUAUAGUUAACACCAAUUUUGCCCUACCAAUCAAAAUUACUUAUAACAAAGUCAAAAACAUCUUUAUGUAAGUUGUGAAAUGUACUAAAAUGCAGUUCUUAAAUAUCAUCCUGUCUGCAGAUGUGCAGGAACUGAUUUUUAUGCUUCUCAGCCUACUGCUACUGUUUAUGCACAUUGUGCUUAAAUAGCAUCUGCUUAUGGAUAAUUUUUUUGUUUGUUAAUUUCCUUCUGAAUUCUUUAAAUAAAGACUAAUUUUCACAAGGCAAA
Messenger RNA from Pomacea canaliculata, 3199 nucleotides. Its product is annotated as dehydrogenase/reductase SDR family member 1-like. Bases 203 to 1171 code for a protein of 322 amino acids. NCBI's taxonomy places the organism in Eukaryota, Metazoa, Mollusca, Gastropoda, Architaenioglossa, Ampullariidae. The transcript is spliced from 10 exons. The record is from RefSeq and is a predicted model, not a curated record.